Molecule: messenger RNA, 6986 nt
Organism: Mizuhopecten yessoensis (Yesso scallop)
Lineage: Eukaryota; Metazoa; Mollusca; Bivalvia; Pectinida; Pectinidae
Product: E3 SUMO-protein ligase PIAS2-like
Exons: 16
Coding region: 37-2043 (668 amino acids)
Biological process (GO): regulation of transcription by RNA polymerase II; protein sumoylation
Molecular function (GO): transcription coregulator activity; zinc ion binding; SUMO ligase activity
Source: RefSeq, a predicted model, not a curated record
UAUUUUGCUUUUAAGCAUGCGCAUCACGAAGCAACAAUGGCGGACACCUCGGAGCUCAAGCAUAUGGUCAUGAGCUUCAGGGUGUCUGAGCUACAAGUUUUACUCGGAUAUGCAGGUAGAAAUAAAACAGGUCGCAAGCAAGAAUUGCUGCAACGAGCAAUACAAUUGGUUCAAAAAGGAGCUUCAGUCCCCAUACAGAUCAAAAUACGAGAAUUGUACAAUCAAAUUUUUUCUUCAAGCAGACGGAAAGUUCCAGGACGAAAUGAGGAUGAAGGGUUACCAGGCGGGUAUAACAUAUUCGGUGGCCAUGGCUCAAGUGCCACUGACCGAGCAGAUAGCUGCAGAGAAAAGCCCAGUAUAAAAUCACCAGUCAAAUCAGAAGGUCCAAGAUACAGAGGUUCUCGGCCGAUGGACUACUCGACGGCACAGCGCAUGGUGGAGCCGCCUAGCACAAUGGGGAUUCCAGUACACCCAGAUGUGCGCCUAAAACAUCUCCCCUUUUACGACUGUAUUACAGAACUCAUGAAGCCCACAAGUCUUGUGCCAAGAGGGACAUCAAAGUUCCAGGAAACACAUUUCAAUUUUCAUUUAACACCACAGCAGGCACAAGAUAUAGCCAUGUCCAGGGAUUUCAGACCAGGUGCUAAAUAUGAAUUUAUAACACAAAUACAACUCAGGUUUAGUCUUUUAGAAACAACCUGUGAACAGGACGAUAACUUCCCACCCAACAUUUGUGUGCGAAUUAACGGUAAAAUGGCACCAUUGCCGAAUCCCAUUCCAACCACCAAACCUGGUGUAGAGCCCAAGAGGCCGGGUAGGCCUGUGGAUAUCACACCACAGUGUCGACUCUCUCCAACUAUGGCAAACCAGGUGGAAAUAUCAUGGGCCACCGACUUUAACAGGGGCUACUGUGUUGCAAUAUAUUUGGUGAAGCGGCUAUCCUCUGACACAUUACUACAGCGACUGAAACAGUUUGGGAGUCGGCAUGCUGAUCACACGAGAGCUUUAAUUAAAGAAAAAUUGGCUCAUGACCAAGACAGUGAAAUAGCAACGACUAGUCUCCGUGUAUCCCUACUUUGUCCACUUGGGAAGAUGAGGAUAACGAUACCGAUACGGGCGAGUUCUUGUACACAUCUACAGACGUUUGAUGCCAUUACCUUUCUGAUGAUGAACGAGAAGAAACCCACGUGGAUGUGUCCUGUUUGUGAUAAAAUUGCACCUUUUCAUAAGCUAUUUAUUGAUGGAUUGUUUGUGGAAAUCCUAAAAGAAGCAACAGAUGACGAGAUUCAGUUUACGGAGGAUGGUAACUGGUGCCAUUUACAGCGGAUCAAAGAAACACAUGUGAUACCUAGUCCUAUCAUCAAAAAGCCUGCAGCUACUGUUGUGGCUGAUACUUCAGAAUCACCAACAAAACGACCAAAGAUGGAUGUGAUAGAUCUAACUGAGGACAGUUCAGAUGAAGAUGGUCCAUCAGGCUUCCAGUCCAGCUCUCAUGGUUAUCAGUCUACAGGGUGUGUUAGUCCGCCGGUCAUCAGUCUCGACUCCCCAACACCGGCCCCUUCCUCCAUCUCCUCUACAGAGUCACCACUGGUAUCAUCGCCCUGUUCCAAUUCGUCCUCCUACUCAGCCUCUACCUCCCCAUCAGCCUCCCCUGGGGCAUCGUCAAGCACUACACAACCCCUAUCUGCUCCAACCUCACCACUCAGACAUUCACCUUCACCAUCCCCAAUACACUCUCCCAGCUCACAGUCCAGUCACAGUGAGGCACCGUCAAGUCACAGUGAUCCACAGUCUCCUACGGACUCCCAGGAGUCCCCACACAGCUCUCCACGGUCAACACAUACCUCACCGCAGCAGUCACCCAUAGGGGUACGGGUGUCGCCCGUUACCCCACCCUCAUCAGCACCUUCCUUUCCCCCCUUCCAACCUUUCCAACCCCCCGUGCAUCCCAUGAACUAUCCACACUACCAACAAAUAUCAAACUUUGAUCCAGACUUUGACGAGUUCUUACGAGGUAUAGUUCCGUGGGACCAGUAUCGGUAGCCCCUAUUGUCUAGGAGGCCAUUGUUUUGUUAUUUGUUAUCAUGAUGGAAACAGUUAAUUGUUUGUACUAAAGCAGUUGAUAAAGAGCUGAGUCCUGUUUUAAAAGCUUGCUUUCACAACUCUUCUGGUACUUACCAUUAAGUGAUCCAUCAGCACACUGUUCAUAUUAUUUAAGUAUUUGUAAUUAUAUAAUGCAUGGAUCCAGAUCAAUUAGAAGUAUUUCUUUAAUGAAUAUUUAUAAUCUUGACCUGAUGUUUGAUUUUCACCACUCCAAUCCAAAUGAGAGAAAAAAAAUACAGAAAAGAAAUCAGAUUCAAAUAUUGAUUUUAAAUAUAUUAUGGAGAAAAGUUCUAUCGGAUUAAUUUAUCAAAUCUGUGUUUUUAAAAUGGGUUAAAGUGGAUUUGAUUUGUUUGAAGACUGUAUUGCAGCACUAUAUCUUCUAUCCCUCUGGUUGUUCUGGACCCAUACCUGUUGUUUGUGACACAGAAGUCGGUGCUUUUGAAUUGUCCGCACACAGUACAUUAAGACACACUUAAAAGAAUAACAGAAAGGCUCUUGAAAUAAUGAAAUCUUGGAUAAAUCACAGACUGAUUUAUUGGAUCAAUCCAAAUAUGUCUGUCUGUAGACAAACAUUGUAUACAUGUAAAUAUAUAAAUAUAUAUAUAUUGCGAUUCUCUUUAGAUAAUGGAUGCGAAUGAGUAUGAUUGUGAUGUUUUUAAGUAUGUAUUUUCAAAAGGUGAAUGACAAUUGAAGAAGCAAGAUUUUGAGGUAUGAUUGUUAUCCAUAUGUUAAAAAAUGUGAUCAGGUAUUUCAUAAUUUUAUUGUCAUAAAAAUGUAUUGGUUCCACAUCAAUCAUUAAUCACAGUCCAAAAUAACUGAUGGUUUGAAAGAAAGUUUUAAACCUGGAGCAGCAUUAUUUUAAUUGUAUGAUUUUUAAGUGUUUUAAAUAAUUUAUUUUAUAAAGAAGGAGGGAACAAUGAAUAGAUCAUCAUGCAUAAUAAUUGAUAACCAUAAUUGAUGUAGUUCUGUGUGUUAUUACAUCAUCAGUUAUACUCCUAUCAUCAGUCAAUUCCUUAGUCUCAAGCCUGUUGUCUCCAAGAAUAUAAAACAAACAUUCAAAUGUUAAUACACCAAUAAACAUUGUUUAGUAUUUAGUGUAGAUCCUAGUCAGGUCAAGAUAAUUCUAGUGGAUUACUUCAGAUAAAGAUAUUUGGAAGAUUUUAUGUUAGGUCCAGUGUUUGUAGACAAAAUCAACAGAGGGCAAAUUUUAUUUAUAAGGCCAAAGGAUGAAAAAAGGGAAAAAUUUCAUUCAUGUAUGGCAAAGAUUUCAAAUACAAAUGGUAUAUAUGAUAUAGAUACAUAUGAUAUAGAUACCAAUAAGUUACUAGACUCCAAUACAAUCAAUGUUGCUAACUAAUAGAAGGUUCUUCGUGAAUGGUUUAUGCAAUACGUUGUGUGUGUGACAUUUCAUUGCAAUGCCAAUUUUUGGUCCAGCACAGUAUUCACCAUGUUCCUAAGCAUAAUCCUGCAUGCAUGUAAGUCUGCUUCUCUGUCCUUCUCAUAACGUCCUGCAUGAAUUGAUGUAACCUAGUGUAAUCAACAAAUGUGUUGAGGAUCGACACUCAUAUAUAACUGUUUUGUUCAAAAAAAAUUGUGUCUGGGGUAAUAUCUAAAUAAUAUCCCACCACAAGUCUGUCUUGUGAUCAAUUUUCUUGUAUUUUGUGUGAUGUCUCAUUAACCAUAUUUAAAGAAUGUCUUCAAAAGUAAAAAAUAAACCAGCAAUACAGCCUCCCAUCAGACAGACAUCAUUACUAAGUGACUCAGGCUAAUUGAUUUGAAGGUGAUAAUACAUGUACAGUUUCUUUAAACCCUCGCAACAGUAUUACAUCUAGGUAGUAUAUCACCACACUGAAGCUUUCUCAUGAUCAUCGGUUUGUUUGCUUUCUUGAGAUAUUAACAUACAUUUUAAAAGUAAUAUCAUUCCUGAAUGUUUGAAUACGUAAUUUCUUGUGAUGUCUCUGUUUCUUUCUUCCAAAUUAUUUCAUUCUGUGUGCAAUUCUAUAUUGAAGAUAGCCUCACUACAGUAAAGCACAUGUAAUCUCUUUGUGACAAGGUCAAUAAGGGGAUAUAGCAUUCUAUUUGUAUGUAUGUACCCUUUUUGUAAUCACUCUAGCAACUUUAUUUUGCAGAAGAUUUUUUAUCCCGUUACUUAUGAUGGAACCUAUUUUUCAUGUUGCAUGGUGUCUGGUCAGUGUCACCAUUGCUAUUUACAGAUGUCUUCAUUGUCAUUUUACUGACAUCACUUCUGAAUUGUUCAUUAAUUAAAUUCUUACAAUCUAUUAAAUAUAAAAAUACUUUGACUAGAUUUGUGUUUCAGGGUGCCAAGGUAAAGGUCAAUACCCACAAGAAGUUUGUUUUUCAAUAUAUAUAAAAUCUUUGUUAUCCUUGCAACUCUGAAUCUUUCAGAAAACUUAAUGUUAAUACGGAUAAGAUCUUUAUAUUUGAAUUCAUCUUCUGAAAGUGAAGUGGCUAGAGUGGUAGAUAAGGAGGCACUGUGGAUGCCGAGUAUAGGCUCUCUAACAGGCUAGUGUGCACACAAGGGUGCUUGUAUUGUUUGUGUUGCCUUGUUGCUUCAGGAUCUACUUUUGUUACUAGCAUCUGCAGAGAUUCCAUACGAAAAUGUAGUGAAAUACAAAUGCUAAUUUAAAUUGUGUUAAUUGAUCGCCGACAUAUUUGAUAGGUACACCAGAAGCCGUGCAUUGGUAGGCUUUUCUUUUUCUUUGUGAUAAUUUUUCGAAUUGUUUGAAUACUAAGUUUUCAAGGGAAGUAAAAAUAAAUGCAUACAUAAUGAGUGUUUAAGGUAGCAUAUAUACUUAAGGUGAUCAGGCUUCGAGAAACUUUUCUCGACUUGAUCCAGAAAGUCUAUCAGGCUUCGAGAAACUUUCCUUGACUUGAUCCAGAAAGUCUAUCAGGAUUCGAGAAACUUUCCUUGACUUGAUCCAGAAAGUCUAUCAGGCUUCGAGAAACUUUCCUCGACUUGAUCCAGAAAGUCUAUCAGGCUUCGAGAAACUUUCCUUGACUUGAUCCAGAAAGUCUAUCAGGCUUCGAGAAACUAUCCUCGACUUGAUCCAGAAAGUUGAUGUGUAAUGGCAGGAUGUGUUUUACAGGACUAGUUCAUACUAGUAUGUUUAACUAAUAUAUACUUACCUAAUUACGUCCACAUCUAACGUUUACUAGCAUUGUUGUAACAGAAACACAACUAUAAAUGGCUUAUUUGGUGCUGUAUAGACCUGUAUCAUGUCACCUGCUGUAUCCUGCAUACUUAUUUUAUACAUGAUGUAUUAUUCCAUAAGUUAUGUGUGGAUACUUAUUACAAGAGAUGUUACUAGUACUAAAAAGGAAACUCUGAUCGGACAGUGAAUUAAAGACAUACAAUAUCUUUACGUUAACUCAUUCAUCCCUGAAAACACAUUUGAACUAUUCCAAUUCAAAGGUUGGAAUAGUUCAUAAUGAAAUUUCAGGGGUGAAUGAGUUAAUGUGAUUGGCAGAUUCACAACUACCCAAGUAAGUUGUCAUGUUUGAAUUUUAUGUAAUUAAAACCACAAUGUGCAUACAUUAUCUCAUACAGUUUUCAAAACAUCCCAAAUAAGUACCAGUCUCUCUUGUUCUACUGUCCACAAGGGAAAUUCGUAGGUAUUUGACAGGCUGGUAACGGCCACUAUCCUGUUCCCUUUAAGCUCUGUUGAAGGGAAUAAAUAGUUCUAAAACUCACUCAUUGUUAGAAAGUUUGUGACGGUAACAUGAUUUGGUUUAGCAAGUUUUGCAUGUGUAUUUGAGUUGGUGGGUUAAUUCAAGCAUGAGAAUGUUGGCCCCCAAUGUUGUCUGCUUUGUACUAACUCAGUGCUGUCUGUGUGCUCUUAUGUAAGGUUAACUUUGGGAAGUAAAUAGGCGCUGGUCAAAUCACAGUCAUAUUUAGCAUGGUAUAUUAAUGCACCUCAUCCUAAUUUAAAAAAAUCAUUUUAUGUCAUGCAGUCAUUUCAUCAAUACCAUUUCUUUCAUUUUUGUGUGCUGCUUUUCCUCAUAAGUUUGAAUGGAUGUUUCCCCCCACACCCCUCCCCAAAGAAAAUCAAACUUCUAUAUAACGAAAUAGAGUAAAUUAAUGUUGGAUGCUUUAAACCAGUCAUAAGUCAUUAUGUAUGUAAGAUAUACCUUUAAACAAAUUCACAAAUCUCAUUCAGGUCUUCAGAGACUUUCAAUUGUGCCUUCAAUUUCAUUGAAUUUUUCGGAGAAAGAAUUGGUGUGAAGUUUAUUGUGAAAUUAAUCUUUUUAGUUGAUUUGUAGUUUCAUCAUUAUUUCUAUACAAAGGCAAUAAAUUUGAUUGUUUAAAUGUUACACAAUAAACAUUGCAAAUUCAAAUUUAAACAGGAGGAUGUAAAAGCUGUAUCUGAACAGAAUAAAUAACGAAUGAUCCGGACAUGAUUGUCUGUUUUAGUAGGAUUUUUUUUUAUUGAUUUCCAUUUUAUUGACAACACAAGUUGAUCAGGAUAUUAAAUGAAAAAAAGAUAUGAUAGGUACCGACUGUUACAGUAGUGUUUGUGUCUGUGACGUAUGUUUGAGAGCCUGUAAUGGAGUCAAGCCCUAUAUAUUUGACCCAAUAAACAUUUUCUUGUUUUUUAACUUUAAUUUGGAACAUUGAUAAAAUUCUCAUAAUUUUGCAAACUGUGAAUACGUUUCAUUUGUACUCGACCGUUUGUAGUAUGUUUGAGAGAGAGGGGAAGUACACACUAUGCUAUGGUUUGAAUGAGGUUAGACAUUAUUAUUUGCAACGUACUUCUUGGGUUUGCUAUGUUGGAUAGAUCAAGGGGAAAAUCUCAUACAUGUAAAAUUGUGUAUAACUGAUGUAAAAAUAAGAUAUUGUCAUUAAAGUUUGUUAUGAAUAUGAA